AUGGGGGGGCGAUCACGGCUGUGCCGUGUGACUGCUCUUUUCGCUCUUCUGUGCUCCUGCACCCCACCUGCCGUCGUCAUCGACCCACGACCGCGACACGAGCCGAGCCGGACGAGGAAGGCGGAUGCGGCGAUGCUGUUCCUGCAGCUGCUGUGUUGCUGCUGUUUGCGCCCGCCCCCAGACGAGUCAGACGAGGUUAUCCCGAAUGAACGGACGCGGCUUGUCGAUGAGAGCAUUGCCCCUGCCCAGCCUGGGCCAGUGGUGGACCGGGAGACGCUGGAGGAGCGCUUCGGGGGGAUCGUGCGCGCCAAAGAGGGGCGGAUGGUGAGCGUAAGUGCACGGGCGCCGUUUGACAUGCACGACGACGACGACAACGACACGAGGAGCAGCGACGGCCCCGCCCCGCCGCUGCCCAGCACCAACGACGGCCCGACCGGCGUCUUGUUGCACCGCCGGCCGCCUGUGCUGACGAUGACGCCCGCCCGUGCGCGCUCGCAGGGCAGCUUCUCGCGCUUCUCCGACAGCCGCACGUCCUCCCGCUCCUCGUCACGUGCGCCGCCGCCCCGCACGCCCGCCAGCGCCUCGGGCUCCGGCGCGGGCUCCGGGGCCGGGGCGCCGGUGAGGGAGCGGAAUGGGCUGGGCCUAGGCGCGAGCGAGUGGUUCGCGGCGAGCGAGUCUGGGUCGUCUGCAGGCAUCGAGGAGGAGCCCGAACCGUCCCCGUCUCCGUCCCCGAGCCCGCCGGAUCACGGCCUCAGACAACCGACUUCAACGCCCGUCGCGGCGGCGGCAGCGCCAAUUGCUGCCCUCGCUGCAGCGCAUCCUGUCGUCACACCUCCGCCUCCGCACCAAGUCACGCCGCCCCCGCCACACGACCUCACGCCCCGCGCGGAGGGCCUCCCGCCCACAGGGAUCACGUUCGACUGGGACGACCUAUAA
Messenger RNA from Mycena indigotica, 936 nucleotides. RefSeq lists its product as uncharacterized. The transcript is spliced from 5 exons. The record is from RefSeq and is a predicted model, not a curated record. Lineage: Eukaryota; Fungi; Basidiomycota; Agaricomycetes; Agaricales; Mycenaceae. The coding region runs from base 1 to 936 and encodes 311 amino acids.